Molecule: messenger RNA, 6180 nt
Organism: Betta splendens (Siamese fighting fish)
Lineage: Eukaryota; Metazoa; Chordata; Actinopteri; Anabantiformes; Osphronemidae
Gene: fgfr3
Product: fibroblast growth factor receptor 3
Exons: 18
Coding region: 497-2947 (816 amino acids)
Biological process (GO): positive regulation of cell population proliferation; positive regulation of MAPK cascade; fibroblast growth factor receptor signaling pathway
Cellular component (GO): membrane; signaling receptor complex
Molecular function (GO): fibroblast growth factor binding; fibroblast growth factor receptor activity; ATP binding
Source: RefSeq, a predicted model, not a curated record
GCUCCUACUUCUCCUGCAGCGGCGGGAGCGGAGCCACCAGUCUGAGUUGGUUGAUCGGAGGCGACGUUUCACACCGACUGGCACCGUGCGCGGGACAAGAACGAGGGGACGAGCUCCGUGGGUCGUGUCCGCCUCUCGAACCCCGGCCCAGUCCACGCCAUGACCGCGUUCUGGAGGUUUGGGCACUCGGGGCAGCGGCGCGCGGGGGAGAACGGGAUUUAGUGGGAGAAGUUGACUCUCUGCUGCGGUGCCGGAGUCGCGGGGCCACGGCUUCCAGGAUUUCUGACUUUUUUUAUAUUUUCUGUCUGCAAAACCGCUCCUCGGAGCGCGAGGACGUACGGAUUUAAAAGUACUUGAUUUUUUUUUUUGAACAAGUCUGGGUUUCAUCUGAACGUUGACAUUUGAAAUCUCAAAGCCUUGGAGCAGUCGUCAUCAGGGGACACACGACUCGGUGGACGUCGGAGGCCGCCGUUCUGCUGGACCAUGCGAGCGGAGGAUGCGCUGUGAGUCGGGCCCCGCUGCUCCGCGCCGCGCCUCUUCGUCCGGAGGAAUGAGGGCUCUCUGGUGCUCGCUGUGGCUCGCCGUCCUGCUGCCGCCCUGCGUGGCUCCGGCCCGGCUGCCCACCGCCCAGCCCACAGACUCCGGGUCCAGCGAGGCCGCCUUCCUGGAGGACGUCGUCCGGGGCGUCGGGGACACGCUGGAGAUGACCUGCGCAGUGGACGAGCCCUCGGAGACGGGGGUGUGGUUCAAAGACGGCGCCAGGCUGUCGCCCGGCAACCGGACGCAGCUCGGCCAGAGGAUGCUGCGCAUCAUCAACGUGUCGUACGAGGACUCGGGCGUGUACCUGUGCCGACUCGCCCACAGCAACGAGCUGCUCAGCAACUACACCAUCAAGGUGACAGAUUCUUUGUCGUCUGGUGAUGAUGAAGACUAUGACGAAGAGCUAGAAGAAGGAGGUAAUGGAAAUGAUGCUCCGCGUUGGACCAGACCGGACCGCAUGGACAAGAAGCUCCUGGCUGUUCCCGCCGCCAACACUGUCAAAUUCCGCUGCGCCGCGACGGGAAACCCGACGCCGACCAUCCACUGGCUGAAGAACGGCAAAGAGUUCAAGGGCGAGCAGAGGAUGGGCGGAAUCAAGCUCAGACACCAGCAGUGGAGCCUGGUGAUGGAGAGCGCCGUGCCGUCGGACCGGGGGAACUACACCUGCGUGGUGCAGAACAAGCACGGCUCCAUCUCCCAUACGUACCAGCUGGACGUGCUCGAGCGCUCGCCCCACAGGCCCAUCCUGCAGGCGGGCCUGCCGGCCAACCAGACGGUGGUGGUGGGCAGCGACGUGGAGUUCCACUGUAAGGUCUACAGCGACGCCCAGCCGCACAUCCAGUGGCUGAAGCACAUCGAGGUCAACGGCAGCCGCUACGGCCCCGACGAGGUUCCCUACGUCAACAUCCUGAAGAGUGUGGUCAGUAAACACACCGAGGCCCACGCUAAGUUCAAACUGUCCAACGUGACAGAGAAAGACGCCGGGAAGUACUGGUGUAGCGCCUCCAACUUUGUAGGCAAGUCGGAGAACGCGUUCUGGCUCACGGUGCGAGAACCAGCAGUGAGCGCUGGAAAGCAAGACUACGCCGACAUCAUCAUCUACGUAACGGGCUGCGUGCUCUUCAUCCUCGCCGUGGUCAUCGUCAUCCUCUGCCGCAUGAGGAUGACCACGCAGAAGACGCUGCCCACGCCUCCCGUGCAGAAGCUCUCAAAGUUUCCUCUCAAGAGACAGGUAACAGUGUCUUUGGAUUCCAACUCCUCGAUGAACUCCAACACGCCGCUGGUCCGGAUCGCCCGCCUGUCGUCCAGCGACGGACCCAUGCUGGCCAACGUCUCGGAGCUGGAGCUGCCGUCCGAUCCCAAAUGGGAGUUUCCUCGAACGCGGUUGACUCUGGGCAAACCUCUGGGCGAGGGCUGCUUCGGUCAGGUGGUAAUGGCCGAGGCCGUUGGCAUCGACAAGGAGAAGCCCAACAAGCCGCUCACGGUGGCUGUGAAAAUGCUGAAAGACGAUGCCACAGAUAAAGACUUGUCAGACCUGGUGUCAGAGAUGGAGAUGAUGAAAAUGAUCGGGAAACACAAAAACAUUAUCAACCUGCUGGGAGCCUGCACUCAGGACGGUCCCCUCUAUGUCCUGGUGGAAUACGCCUCCAAAGGCAACCUGAGGGAGUACCUGCGGGCCAGGCGGCCCCCGGGCAUGGACUACUCCUUUGACACCUGCAAAAUCCCAGACGAGCAGCUCACGUUCAAAGACCUGGUGUCGUGCGCCUACCAGGUGGCCCGAGGCAUGGAGUACCUGGCGUCCCAGAAGUGUAUCCACAGGGACCUGGCAGCCAGAAACGUCCUGGUGACGGAGGACAACGUGAUGAAGAUCGCCGACUUUGGCCUCGCCAGAGAUGUGCACAACAUAGACUACUACAAAAAGACCACGAACGGCCGUCUGCCCGUGAAAUGGAUGGCGCCGGAGGCCCUGUUCGACCGGGUCUACACGCACCAGAGCGAUGUGUGGUCCUAUGGGGUGUUGUUGUGGGAAAUCUUCACUCUGGGAGGUUCCCCGUAUCCAGGAAUCCCCGUGGAAGAACUCUUCAAGCUGCUGAAGGAGGGACACCGGAUGGACAAGCCUGCCAACUGCACCCAUGAGCUGUACAUGAUCAUGAGGGAGUGCUGGAAUCCGGUGCCGUCACAAAGGCCGACCUUCAGGCAGCUGGUAGAGGACCUGGACCGGGUUCUGUCCAUGACGUCCACCGACGAGUACCUGGACCUGUCGGUGCCCUUCGAGCAGUACUCGCCCACUUGCCAGGACUCCAACAGCACCUGCUCGUCGGACGACUCCGUGUUCGCCCACGACCCGCUGCCCGAUGAGCCCUGUCUUCCCAAACAGCUUCCCAGCAACGGGGUGGUGAGGACAUAGAACCCGGGCUGGGGACACGAGCCUCCUCCCACAGCUCACAGCGACUCGUGACCCGAACCCCUCAAGUUAUGGAAAUGAGAACGUCUGCAUGCAAUACUUCCGCGGUGCUUCAGCUGCUCAGUUCGUCUUACACUCCUGGUGGGAGAUUUGAGGCUCGGGUUCUUCUUCCCGGUCCUUACCCCCAAGAGACUCCAAACAUUGAAGGAUUGUUUGUUGUGUUGUUCUUUUCAAAAAAGAAAUUAUAUUUUUGUACUCGGGCCAGUCUUUUGUUACGGACAGUCUGUGGGGUGAAACCAUUCUGUGCCUACUGGGAUUUAACCUGAAACUGAAAACAGACACUUGGGAAAGAAGAGGAGGGAAUAUAGGGCAUUGAUCCAGUAGGCGAGAACCUCAGAUUUGAUCCUCCUGUCUUCAACAGCCCUUAGCUUGGAAUAUCAACCUCAUGACGGGAUUCGUUCUUCCGAAGAUGCGCAAUAACUUUUACAGAAGAUGCUCGAUGGCCAAAACCGGUUUCAAGGCGAUCGGGGACAAACUGAGGCAAAUUUCAGGGCCAUUCAGUAAUAAGUACAAUGAGGUUUGUUUUUUUUAUGUAUCUAGAGAAUGAUUUAUUGUAAAUAUAUAAAUGCAGAUAUGUAUCAUAUAGCUGUCCACAGCCGUGUACCUAAAAGACAAAAAUUAGAUUUUUUAAAGAGCUGUUUUAGGAUGGAAGCAUUGCAAUCGAGAAGACACUGUCAUGAUCAUGUAAAACAUUUAAUCAUUUAAAGUGAUACAGAAAAGGUUUAUUUGAUUAAUUAACAUGUAUAUUUGUAAAGAUAUUUAUAGACUUAACAUGUGGUUCUUAAGUUGGAAAAGGCCUAGUUUAGGAUUUUAGUACUGUACGCAAAGAUUUUUAUUUCAACUUUUUGUAACUUAUUUUACAACAGAACUGCGGUGUUGUUUUCACAGCUCAAGACUUCUUUGGUUUUGGAUCCAUCUUUAUGAGUAUUUUAAUUUUAAUAGGUUUGUUUACAGCUAAAGAGAUAAGAAUGUAUGGCAAGUUGUUUUUAUUUGAUUUUGUUUUUUUUUUGAUGAACCUCUGAAAUUCUGGGUGGAAAAGGUGACGUUUGCGAUAUCGAAGCAACGAUCGGCUCUUGUUGGGCAGGAAACGGCAGCGUUGGAGCCUUGGAGCAGAGCGGUUUAUGUGCUUAAAGACGCGUGGAGCAUCAUCGAAAAGACUCCACGUCGCAUGCAUUCACCGUUACACAGGCAGCUAGUGAAACAGGAACGUUGCCAAAAACUUAAGCAGCUGUCAGCAUUUUGAAAACGCCGUGAACAGACGCGAAGAUGAUGGUUUGGAGUGGAUCCUCGUCUGCAGGUCACAGGGUCAGUGCCAACGCGCUGCGAGCUCGAAGGCAGGAGCGCAGAGGCUGUUAUGUGCUUUGAGAAAAAAAAAGCGCACCCAGACGCUUGAGAUUCUAUUGCUGCUGUAUAGUGUUAUUACGGUAAUGAAGGUGCGCCGCGCGAUCUGCGAGGAAAUGUUGCCUGUUGGUUGAGGAUGGUGCCAAGCGAGUCUUAAUCCUGUUUCACCCCGUUCUCCGGAUCUGUCGAUUGUAGCGGGCGGAGGUCGCGUGCAGGGGAGGAUCAUGGGAUUGCUGAGCAGAUCGCCCCUCAAUAAAACGCACAAUUGACCCGCUGUUAAAGGAGAAGCGCGGCGUCGCCUCGUUUUAGGUUAACUGCGUUACUAUUAUUGACCGUUAUCACCAAAUGGAUGCUCUUCUACACAGGGUCAAGGUCCUUGCUCAGUGAAAGGUUACACAAAAUUACCAGUGUUUUUACUUCCAGAACAGUUUUUGGUCCAAAUUUAAGUGCCUGGAACAAUUAAGCGAACAAAAACGAGAUCAAAUCAUGUUUUGAAUGUAUAAUGGCAAAAAUCUAGAGUAAUAUAGUUCUUACUAAAAGCAGGAUAUGUAGGUAAAAGCCUGACUUUUUUCAUUUUGUUUUGUUUUGGAGUCACUAAUAGACAUAAGAAGGCACUUCUGUAAAGGUUGGAUGGAUCUAAUGAAAUGGAGGGUUUCGUUUUAUUUAUUCUUCCAUGCUGGGUAAAAGCUUUCCCUAUGGUGAGAGUGUUUUAUUCAUCGCUGUCUGCUUUUCACUGAUGUUUUUCAUUAAAGGGCCUGAUGACGAUGACGAUGAUGAUGCUGAUGCUGUAGAGAAGUCGUUUUGCUAUAUACUGAUGCCCCAUCAGGCUUUGCUCCUGGACUAAUUUAUGCAGUAUUUGGUUUGCUUGUUUUUUUUUUCUGAACGGCCUCUUUGGCCUUAUUUUCCGACUCAUUGCUCCCGUCUCGCCGAUAAAUUACUUUUAAAAUGAUGCAUUUGUUGUUUUGGCAUCUUUGCCAUCCUUUUUAGAGCAACAACAGUAAAACCUGAAGUUUUUAUACAUCAGUACUCCAAACUGCUAAUACGACAGAUUUAAAUUAAAAAACCAGGAAUCCAUGUUUAAAAACAUAUUUGUGAUACGAUUAUUAUCAUUAAUAAAAACAGAGAAUAAUGAAGGUAAAACAACAAAUUCCCUUUUUAAAAGGUUUCUUUGCUAAUGAUCGAGUUGACCCACAGUCUCAGCAGGGAGGGACACGGUCGCACAUCUGCCUUUAACCCAAACGACCACUUCCUUCCGACCGAAUUAUUUAUUCUGUGCUGAAAACAAAAAGAAAAUGGGGCCUGAAGAUGAGGCUCGUGUCUGAGGUGGUUUUGUCCUGCUUCCAGUUUAUAUUGUUAGAUCCUGGUUCGUUUUUACACGGCACAGCUUUUCCUGUUUUAAGUUGUUGAUAUACAGUACAUGAAGCUCAGACAAUUUGAGACAUGAAACCAUUUUCAUAUACAAUUUGUUCAAUUUUAUUUUCAUUCCAUAUCACGUUUCUUUCUUUUAUUUGUUUGUUCUUUGAUUUGUUUUUCCAGUCCCAUAUAAUUUAUUGUUCCUUCUCUGUGUACAUGCGUCUAACAUAGAAAAGUGGAACUAACCAUUUGGCAUUAGGUUUUUUUUGGGAAAUCACAGCUUGUUUGUCAUAAUGUGCCUGUUUUGAUCAUGAUGAAUCCUCGGUUACAUUCCACCACAACAACCCCUGUGGGCAAACGUCUGCCACUGGGGAACAGAACUAUUUCACAACUCUCUCUCUCUCUCUCUCUCUCUCUCUCUCUCUCUGUGCCUGGCGAACUAUGCUGUCAAAAAAAGGUUUUCAAUAAACAUGUUAUAAUAG